AUGGCAGCUAUUUCAACUUGGUAUGGGAGCACAGAGCCAGCAGCCAAAGCUGAGCAGUCAGGAUGGCGCGCCUUUGCAUCCGGCUGCAGCAACUUCUCCAUCCAGUACAACUACCAAUGUGCCAGUAUCGCCAUGGCGGUAAUGUCCACCCACAACGACCUUUACGUCAAGAAUCCACUGGAAGCGGACUAUCCGCCCCCUCCCUGGGUCCACCGAUGGCUCCUGGCACUGGUGUUUGGUGGUUCGAUGGCAGGCAUGCUCUGCUUUGGAUACCUGGGAGAUCUUCUGGGGCAUCGACAAGCUCUUCUGGGAACCAAGGGCCUGGUCGUGCUGGGUGCCUUGCUGUGUGCUACGCUGCCUGAAGAUGCUGGAGACGAGUUUUGGCAUAGACUGGCCGCUGGUCGAUUCCUUGUGGGAAUUGGCUUGGGUGGUGCCUAUCCACUCAGCGCCGCCUGCGCGGGUGCCUCCGGUACCUCCUCGGACGUCGGGCAGGCUUUCUUCUGGCAGACACCUGGCGGUGUGGCACCUUACCUGGUCAUGCUCCUGUUGCUAGUGCUCCUGCCGGGUUCCACUUCCUCGCAGUUCCGCCUGGUACUCGGCCUCGGGGCUCUUCCGGCCUUCUUGGCCCUCUCUGCCUCUUGGAAGGAGGAAUCAGCGCCUCCGGUACGUGCAGCUGGAAACCUGAGUGAGGCACUGCACAGCCAUCGGCGAACGCUGAUCGGCACCGCCGGAACCUGGUUCCUCUUCGAUGUCGCUGCCUAUGGCACCGUCAUCUUCACCCCUCGCAUCCUCGGCCACGUCUUCGGCGAAAGCCAGUCGUUGACGUCGAUGGCUCUCCACUCCGUCCUGAUGCUGUCCUUUGCCAUCCCAGCCACCUUCUUGGCCGUUGCAGUGCUGCCUCGUGUGGGAGCAAGGACACUGAAUGCGCUGGGCCUGGCCAUUAUCUCCGUUUGCUUUGCGCUGUUCGCAGCCGUGGCGGCUGCAUGCCCAGAUGCUCAUAAGGUGCUUUUUGCGCUUUGUUGUGCCCUGUGCUUUGGCCUUAACUUUGGGCCGAGCGUUGCGACCUUCGUCUUGCCUGUGGAGUUGGCACCCAGUGAGCUGCGCAGCACCUUCCACGGCCUCUCGGCCGCUGCGGGGAAGAGCGGAGCGCUGGUCGGGGCUCUGCUGUUCCCACUGCUGGACGAGACCUACGGGGUGCCCGCGGUGAUGGCCACGCAGGCGCUUGUUUGCGCCUCUGGAGCUCUUCUGAGUCACGUCUGCCUGGGUGAGAGUUGGUUGCAGGGUGAGACGCAGUGA
Messenger RNA from Symbiodinium natans, 1296 nucleotides. NCBI's taxonomy places the organism in Eukaryota, Dinophyceae, Suessiales, Symbiodiniaceae. The record is from the annotation of a GenBank genome assembly.